This is a messenger RNA of Drosophila sechellia, 5354 nucleotides long. RefSeq names its product ATP-binding cassette sub-family A member 3. The record is from RefSeq and is a predicted model, not a curated record. Gene Ontology annotation, molecular function: lipid carrier activity; ABC-type transporter activity; ATP binding. Bases 5 to 5083 code for a protein of 1692 amino acids. Gene Ontology annotation, cellular component: membrane; intracellular membrane-bounded organelle. The transcript has 11 exons. Gene Ontology annotation, biological process: transmembrane transport; lipid transport. NCBI's taxonomy places the organism in Eukaryota, Metazoa, Arthropoda, Insecta, Diptera, Drosophilidae.
UCAAAUGCCUGGCCAAAUUUGCCAUGUCUUUUGCCUGCUGGUUUGGAAGAACUUUCAAAAACAAAAACACCACAAGCUAGUCUUAGUUCUGUCGCUUGUCUUGCCUGUGAUGUCGUCCUUAUUUCUGCUAUUCAUUCGCUCCUCGAGUGACUCAAAUAUGAGAGACUACUCGAUCCGAGCUGAAGCCGAACUUCUGGAGUUCAGCUGGAGCUCACUCAUUGACAAAAUCCACGAGAGACGCGCCAAAAUGGCAAGUAAGCAGCGAAAUUUUACAACAAACGUAUUCAUUCCGGACAUUCGAGUGGCAUUCGCACCCAACUCAAAUGCUGCACUGCGACAGCUGAUGGCCGAUGCCCUGGGCAAACUUUCCAUGUCCGAAGAUAAGAUUGUCGACUUUGGGAACUGCAACGAUAUGCGCAUCCACGCCGCCUCCGAACAUUAUUUGGCAAGUGUCUGCUUCCGUAAUGUGGAUGACUCACUGAAUGGCCUGCCCACCGUGCUGAGCUUCGCCAUAAUCAUGCCGUCGGAGUUGCGCAACUACGAGGACACUUGGAUCGGCGACAGCUGGAAGGAAACCACUACGCUGAUGGAUCGUGAUGUCGCCGAGGACGACGAGUACGACGAGGAUGGCUACACGGACUACAUGGGCGAGGGCUUCGUGCCGCUGCAGUACCACAUCAGCAUGCAGUUCCUGAGAGCCACGGCUGCCAAAGUGGAGAAGUUACCCAAGGUCCUGAUGCGUCGCUUCAAUGAGAAUCCCAACGUGCUGCUCUCCGAGGGCAUAGGAACUUCGGUCGUAUUGCUAAUACUUCUGGGUUUCAUGUUCCCGGUGACCAUCCUAACUACGCUGAUCGUUGAGGAACGCGAACUGGGACAGCGCUAUAUGUUGGAGACACUCAACGCGAGUGCAACAUUGCAAAUGGCAACGUGGUUCCUCAAUGUCUUCGCACACUUCCUGAUUACCUCAUUGCUCAUCACAAUUCUGCUGAAGAUCCAAUGGAAUGGAGCGACGGCAGCUAUUAACAAGUGCCCCUGGCCCAUCUUACUAUGCUUCCUCAUCUCGUAUGGAUGCGCUGUCACCAGUUUGAUAAUACUCAUGGCAUCGGCCAUGCGCAGAUCGAGAGUAGCUAUGGUUAUGGCACCGAUCAUAUGGCUACUGCUGGCCCUGCCGCUUCUAUCGAAGAAGGAACUCCUGUCCGAUGGGCCAGAUGUGUUCUACGGAUUCGUCACCGUCCUUCUGUGCAACGUAUCAUUCAGUCGCGGGCUCUCGAAGAUCUUCUACAUCGAGGACUACACGCUGGGAGUGACAAUAGGAAAGUAUAUGUUCUACAGAGUCAGCCACUCCGAUGUCGGACUCUUUGUGCCGAUCGUUUGUUUCUACAUACAGACCAUUUUUUGCAUCCUACUCGCGCUGAUUUUCGAAAACAAUACCUACGUUUGGCUGGCGAUUCGCGUGAAGAAUCUGCUGCAGAGGUACCAUGCCACCAAGUCGGCCGUGGGCAGGUUGAAACGUGAGAUUCCAGCAGUUAGUUUUUCAAAAACUUCAGCUCAAGCUCUCAUCGAAUUUCGUGGCGUAUGGCAAAGGUAUUCGAAAUCGACUUUUGUCGUGCAGGACAUCACACUGAGUGUGUAUUCCGGCGAGGUGGUCGCUCUACUUGGACACAAUUCAUCGGGCAAGAGCACGAUCGUAAAGAUGUUGUAUGGGCUGACAAAGCCCAAGCUUGGCGAGAUCUAUCUGUCCGGUUUCAAUAUAGUAACGCAACGAAAAGAGGCACGGAAAAAUGCCUCAAUUUCUAUGUCGCACAAAAGCCUGUUCACCGAGUUCGUGGUGCUCGAUCAUCUAGUGUUUCUCUCCAGGCUGCGGGGUCUCAGCAAGAUCAAGGCCAAGCUAGAGGCUAAAGCACUUCUUCGAUAUCUAAAGCUUGAGGAUUGGGAAAAGUCUCCGGUCAAUGAGCUGACCAUCGGGCAACGGAGCGUGCUGCAGUUCCUAUGCGCCUUCGCUGGAGGCAAGCAGAUCGUCAUCCUGGACAAGCCGUUCGAUGGAAUCGAUGAGCAGCGGAUCAGUCUGUUCUACACUUUGAUUCUGGAUCAAAAGAAGAACCGCUCCAUUUUCUUCACAUCCAACAAUCAAAAAGUGGCCAGCGGAAUCGCCGAUCGCAUUUUUGUAAUCGCCAAGGGCAAACUGCAGGCGUUUGGAACGGAAAAGAAGCUGUGCCGGAUGUUAAACGAGUCCUAUCGUUUGCUUAUUUUUGGCAACGAAAAGUGCAGUUUCUGGGAUGUGUAUGCCUUCAUGGCGAACUUUAUACCGGAAAUGGAGAUGGACUCCAUCUUGGCCGACUGCGCUUCCUUCCUUAUCAAGCACAAAUACCAUACCGAACUGAUUAGUUUGAUCGAGAACUUGGCCAGAGUGAAACAUGAACUAAACGUAUAUAGUUUCGAAGUUCAUGAGUGCAGCAUUGAUGACAUCUUAGUUAGCCUAUACACGCGUGUUAAGUCCACUUUAGAGUUUGGCCAGCCCGGACUACAAACACUUCCAGUAAGCGGACAAGAAGAGCCCGCAAAGUGGAGAUUCCUCAUACCGAUCAUGCACUUGCUGGAGGAGCUACGUCAGCUGCUGAUCGCCGAUACGCGCAACUGGUUUAUACCAAUUCUAAAGCUGACUCUGCCAUCGCUCGUCGUCGUCUGGGCACUGAGUAUGCCAUAUUUCUGGCACAACUGCCGGCAACCGGGACACAUUACCUUUCCGAUGUCCGAUCAUGGCGAUGGCAUCAUACUCAUGCAAAAGGAUUUGCUACAUGGCGAACUACUGGUGGCCAGUGAGGAGUAUGCCAAAGUGGGGGUCACAGAGGUGGGCAAGUCUGUGGACAUCACGACCUUCAUCUAUAACUACGAGUACAAAAACUGUCUGUUGUCGGAUGCGGACAUUAUGGAGGCGGUCAUAUACUCAAAUGCCCAGAUCGAGGUGCUCUUCAACACGAAGUGGCCACACACAGCUCCGGAUAGCUUGGCUCGGGCUUUGAACUCGCUGGCAGUUGCCUUCAUCGGUGGCGAAGCGGGCAUCAAGGUGGAACUGGAGGUGCUGCCCUUCUCGACCAUUCACACGCUGCAACUGCACUUGAAUAUCGAUGGAUACGACUUGAUCUUCGCCAGCUGCCUGAGCUUCUGCUUCUGCUGCAUCUGGAGCAUACCCCUGCUCCACAUGACGCUCAGUAGGGACGGUCGCUACAACUACGUGGAACUGAUUGCCGGCAUGCCGACUAUCGUGCUCAUCGUGGCCUUCCUGAUCUACGACCUGUUGGUGGUGCUCCUCGCCUUGUUCCCCAUUAACAUAGCCGUCAUAUUCUUUCACUGGGAAUUGCUUAUGGACUCCAAUAUACACAUAUACUCCGUCUAUGUCGUGUUCCUCAUUGCGGCGUGUGUGUUUAGCUUGAACAUUUUGAUAACCAUCAUCAUGCCGAUCUCGGAUAUGCCCUUUGUGUAUCUAAACGUGCUCCUUGCCUACUCACUGGGCAUUUUGGUUUACAUAGCAGUGAAGGAACUGUGGCCAUUUACGAAUCCCAACACAGCCCACUUCCUAUUGCUGGACUUCCAUCCGUUCUACGCCCUGCUGCACAAUCUAAUGCGCAUCGCCAGCAUUUCGGAGAAGAUUUGGCUCUGCAGCGAUCGGCAGAUUUACGAGACCAGUGUCUAUGCGGACCAGUGCCAAACGAUUCCCAACUGUUGUGAUGACGAUGCACAGGAGUUCUACCACCUGCGAUACCUGUGCUGUGUAUACCUCCUGCUCGUCGUGGUGUGGAUCUCGAUUUUCAUAUUCCUCAAAUCGCAUAUGGUGAAGCGAAGGCCACGACAACCGAAGUACUUUUGGGAUAGUGAUCCGGAUAGCAAAUACAAUCAGAACAUACUGCACAUCAUGGAGCCCAGCGAGCUGGAGAACACCUGGAUCCAUGAAAAAACCCGUGUGAGCACCUUGGAACGCAACCACAUAGAAUCAAAAGCCCUGCAUGUGGAGCACUUGAGCGUCUUCUUUGGCCUAAAAGCGGCACUCAAGCACAUUGACUUCAUGGUCAAUCGCUAUCAAGUCAUGAGCAUCUUCGGCGCCAAUGGAACUGGGAAAAGUGUGCUGCUGAAGACGAUUCUCGGCAUUUACACACCCAGUUCGGGACGGAUAAUCAGCUCCAAGAGGGUUCCAUACAAGUCGAAGGACUUGGAAUCCUGCCAUAUGGUGGGCUACAGUGCCCAGGAGUUUCAAACGAUGCGAUCGCUGAGCAUAAUGGAGACGUGGUAUCUGAUACUGCGCAUUCGACGCACCAAGCGGAGUUCCCUGCGGGCGGAGGCCACGAAGUUGUGCAAAAUCUUCGGGCUGUACAAGUAUCGCUUCUACUCGCUGUCCAUCUGCAGCCAGGGCGUACUGAAAAGACUGAGUCUCGGCAUAGCCCUGAUAAGCGAUGCCGAGCUCAUCCUGCUGGACGAUCCCUUCACCCAUUUGGACAUCGUGUCGCAGCGCAGCAUGCUGCACAUAAUCCACGACAUGCGCAGGUUUGGUCACAGCGUGAUCUAUACAUGCAGCGACACCGCGUACUCCACGCCCGCCCUACGAAUGGCUACGCUGAGCUAUCCAGGCAUCGCGGUGAUUGGCGAGCGCGAGGAGCUGCAGCAGAACUACUACGCAUCGUACUACAUGGUGGAGACGAGAAUCCAUCUGGCCAAGCUGGGCAGUCCCAUUGACUUUGACUCGCAAUCGACGGAGGCCAAGGAGGAUAGGGCAGGGACCACUGGGACGUUAUGGCGGCGCAGGCAUCAGGAGUUCUCCGCGGCUUUCACUGACAGCGCGGACAGAUGGAAGUACUUAAAGCUGUGCGGAGUCAUCGAAAAUGUAUUUCCACAUGCCAUCAUCAAGAAUGUUAGUUUUCCCAGGGUCUGCUUCUGGCUGUCCAGUCACAUGUACCCCAUGGCCAGGAUCGUCGAUACACUGCAUCGCAACAAGCAGGAUUUCUAUUCCUACUCGGUGUCCCAGCCGUCGGUAAACUGUGUGUUCCUUAGCAUUCAUAGCCAGAAACACAACAAGGAUGCAUAUCCUUACUAAACGAAUUGUGUAAAGUGAUUAAGUAAAGAAUUAUGUGCAGGAAGUAAUUGUGUUAUUAUUCUAAGAACAUGGAUUUCAUAUCUAAUAUCAAUUCAAUUUCCUCUUUUCAAAGCUGUUAUCAAAUGUAAAACAUGCGAGUGCAACUAUUUCGAGAUGCAGCAUCCAAAAUAGCAGACACCGAUAAAAACCAUUAUAUAUUUAUAUAUAUUCCAUGCCAAUUUCCUAAUGGUUCCAUUGGCGAUACACGCUAGUUCCGGCAGCACGCGCGAAA